UGGCGCGCGCUGGAGUUAAGCACACCGCACUGGAAAAAGAGUGAGAGACUGAUAGGAGGAUGGAGAGGAGGAUGGAGAGAGAGGGAGAGACCGUUAGAAGGAUGGAGAGAGAGGGAGAAAUACAGGCGGCGCUCCGGUUGAUCUUCUGGUUCACUCUGAGCUCCGCGCUCGCGCCCGUGUGCGCAUCCCAGCACGGCAUCCCGCUCGGAGUGGUUAAACUCUGGGCUUCAGCGUUCGGAGGAGAAAUCAAAUCCAUCUCUACCAAAUACUCCGGCUCUCAACUACUGCAGAAGAAGUAUAAGGAUCACGAGAGGUCGGUGAAGAUUGAGGAGGUUGAUGGAGCGAGGCUGGUGAAGACUGUAGCAGAGAACAUGGAGGAGAUCUUCAUGAGAAAAGCAGAAGCUACACGACGGCUCGUGGAAGCCGCGGAGGAGGCGCACCUGCAGCACGAGGAGAACCCGGAUCUACAGUAUGAGUACUUUAAUGCGGUCCUGAUUAACGAGGUAGAUGAGGAUGGUAACAGUGUGGAGUUGGGUGGAGAGUUUCUUCUGGAGCCAAACGACCAUUUCAACAACCUGUCUGUUAACCUCAGUCUCAGUGUGGUUCAGGUGCCCACCAACAUGUACAAUAAAGAUCCUGAUAUAGUGAACGGUGUGUACUGGUCCGAAGCUUUAAAUAAGGUUUUUGUGGAUAACUUUGAAAGGGAUCCCUCACUCAUUUGGCAGUAUUUUGGGAGUGCUAAAGGUUUCUUCAGACAAUACCCAGGUGUGAAAUGGCAUCCAGAUGAACACGGGGUCAUCUCAUUCGACUGCCGCAAUAGAAAGUGGUACAUUCAGGCAGCCACCUCUCCAAAAGACGUAGUGAUUCUGGUGGACGUUAGUGGCAGCAUGAAGGGUCUGCGGCUGACCAUCGCUAGACAAACUGUUUCCUCAAUACUGGACACGCUUGGAGACGAUGACUUCUUCAACAUCAUUGCGUACAAUCAGGAGAUUCAUUAUGUGGAACCAUGUCUGAACGGUACGCUGGUGCAGGCAGACAGAACCAAUAAAGAUCAUUUUCGAGAGCAUCUGGACAAGCUGUUUGCCAAAGGCAUCGGCCUGCUGGGGGAGGCUCUAACUGAAGCUUUCACCAUUCUCAAUGAGUUUAACCAGGCAGGUCGUGGAAGUGUGUGCAGUCGGGCCAUUAUGCUGGUAACAGAUGGAGCCACUGAAAUGUACGAUGACGUUUUCGCCAAGUAUAACUGGCCUGAACGAAAGGUGCGCAUUUUCCCUUAUCUGAUUGGACGAGAGUCAGCCUUUGCAGAUAAUCUGAAAUGGAUGGCCUGCGCUAAUAAAGGUUAUUUCAGUCAGAUUUCCACGCUGGCUGAUGUUCAGGAGAAUGUGAUGAGGUACCUGCACGUCAUGAGCCGACCGAAAGUCAUCGACCAUGAACACGACACGGUGUGGACUGAGGCUUAUGUGGACAGUGCUCUUGCUCAGGCUCAUAAGCUUAAAUCAAAACGAGGCCCAAACCCAAUGACUACAGUAGCCAUGCCUGUAUUCAGCACCAAGAAUGAGACGAAAAACCAGGGCAUCCUUUUGGGUGUGGCAGGCACAGAUAUUCCCAUUCAGGAACUCAUGAAAACUGUCCCCAAACACAAGUUGGGAAUACAUGGUUAUGCGUUUGCCAUCACCAAUAAUGGCUACAUCCUGAUGCAUCCAGAUCUCCGGCCACUGUAUCAGGAAGGUCAGAAGAGGCGUAAGGCUCAUUAUAGCAGCGUGGAUCUGUCGGAGGUGGAGUGGGAGGACACUGAUGAUUUUCUGAGGACAGCUAUGGUAAACAGGAAAACUGGCACUUUCUCAAUGGAGGUGAAGCGAACUGUGGACAAAGGGAAACGUGUUUUGUCUAUGCACAAUGACUACUAUUUUACUGACAUCAAAGGAACUCCAUUUAGUGUUGGAGUGGCUUUGUCUCGAGGCCAUGGAAAAUACUUCUUCAAAGGAAACGUGUCUUUGGCAGCGGGUCUCCGUGAUCUUGAUCAGCCAGAUGUGGCUCUAGCACAUGAAUGGACCUACUGCAACACAGAUGACAAUCAUGAACAUCGCUACCUUACGCAGAUUCAGGCCAUCAAACUCUACCUGACUGGACGCAAACCUCACCUGAAAUGUGACAGGGAGCUGAUACAGCAGGUUCUGUUUGAUGCUGUGGUGACCGCACCACUCGAGGCCUACUGGACUGGACUGGCUCUUAACAAGUCUGAAAACCCAGAUAAAGGGGUGGAGAUUGCCUUUCUUGGAACACGCACUGGCCUCUCCAGAACACACCUGUUCGUGGCCGCGGAGCAGCUGACCAAUGAGGACCUGUUGACAGCAGAUGAUUAUGAGGGGGGUUUUAAUGCUGAUCACUUUCCAUUGUGGUAUAAAAGAGCAGCCGAGCAGGUCCCCGGCACCUUCGUCUACUCCAUUCCAUUUAGUUCAGCACGAGAGAAUAAAAGUGUGGUGUUGGCCAGCACUGCUAUCCAGCUCCUGGAUGAAAGGAAAUCUCCUAUAGUGGCAGCUGUUGGAAUUCAGAUGAAGCUGGACUUCUUUCAAAGGAAAUUUUGGACAGCCAGCCGACAGUGCAACGCCUUGGAUGGGAAAUGCUCCAUAAGCUGUGAUAAUGAGGACAUUAAGUGUUACCUAAUAGACAACAACGGCUUUAUUCUGGUGUCUGAAGAUUACUCUCAGACUGGUCUCUUUUUCGGGGAAGCGGAGGGAGCGGUCAUGAACAAACUGCUUCUCAUGGGCUCCUUUAAAAGGAUCACUCUGUACGAUUACCAGGCUCUGUGCAGAGAGUAUGCAGGUAGCAGUGACAGUGCCCACACUCUACUGGACCCUUUUGCUGCUGUGAAAUGGCUCCUGGGUGAACUCAUCAUAUUUCUGUUGGAGUUUAACUUGUACAGCUGGUGGAAUGUGGACUCAACUGUAAAUGCUGAGAGAGCUCAGCGAAGGACAAUGUUGGUUCCAUGUGACACGGAGUACCCAGCCUUCGUCUCUGAGCGCACGAUUAAAGAGACAGCUGGAAACAUUGACUGUGAAGGCUGCUUGAGGACCUUUGUCAUCCAGCAGAUACCCAGCAGUAACCUCUUCAUGGUAGUUGUGGAGAACAAAUGUGACUGCAGCUCUUCCCCUCCAGUCACUAUGGAACCAAUUGAAAUCAUUUACAAUGAGUCACUUAAGUGUGACCGGCUGAAGUUUCAGAAGGACCGCAAACGUCCAGACUCCUGUCACCCUUUCCAUCCUGAGGAGAAUGCUAUGGAGUGUGGAUCGGCCGUGAUUCUUUCUCCUACGCUGGUGGCCACUGUGUUCCCCUUCUUUACCUUCCUCGUCUCUAGGUGACCUCUGACUGGAGCCACAUGAACUUGCCACCAUGAACACCCAUUGGAGUGAAGCUUGGCAUAAGCUAGCUGAUAGGUAGGGAAAACAUAGUCAAAUACAAAUGCAGUCACUGACAGAAUCAUUUCUAAGACCUCAGACCUCAAACUUGCUGACACUUAGAGGGUUUAGGACCUUUAUGAAUGUCAAGAGACUGUUUGAAUUCAGUGAGGGUAAUGUUUAUAAACUAAGCCAGGAAACCUAUACUGUGUUGAAGGUUGGAGCUGGGUAUGCAAAGCCAGUGUUCUCAUUAGUCACUGCUUUUUUCAAGGAGAUUUACUCAAAUCCUGCCAGCCAUUCUUUGGAUUUAAGCGAGAGCAACAGAGGAACAAGAAAAUUAAUGAAUUUAGCACUGUAAGGUUUUUUUCUCAUUUGUCUGCCUCUCAUUUUGUUACAAGAGAUAAUUUAAUUAAAACAAAAUAGGUGCAUGAAGUGAGGAAAAGUGAAGAGUGAAAAGUGAACAACAUUCUGUCAAUAGUCGUUUCAUAAGUUGCUAAAAGAGAGCAGAGGUUUGGAUUUUUCCUGAACCUCCUAAGUAUGCCUGCUUUAAAAAAAGUAUAUAAAUGAAAACUUUUAAUUGCUUAGAUCUUUACCUUACGAUGAAAGCCAUUUGUUGUAAAUAAAAGCAUAUUUUCCAUCAAA
Messenger RNA from Astyanax mexicanus (Mexican tetra), 4034 nucleotides. RefSeq names its product calcium channel, voltage dependent, alpha2/delta subunit 3 (gene cacna2d3). The coding region runs from base 60 to 3356 and encodes 1098 amino acids. The record is from RefSeq and is a predicted model, not a curated record. Gene Ontology annotation, molecular function: voltage-gated calcium channel activity. Gene Ontology annotation, cellular component: voltage-gated calcium channel complex. The transcript is spliced from 38 exons. Lineage: Eukaryota; Metazoa; Chordata; Actinopteri; Characiformes; Acestrorhamphidae.